Molecule: messenger RNA, 2439 nt
Organism: Penicillium oxalicum
Lineage: Eukaryota; Fungi; Ascomycota; Eurotiomycetes; Eurotiales; Aspergillaceae
Product: putative C6 transcription factor
Exons: 5
Coding region: 1-2439 (812 amino acids)
Source: RefSeq, a predicted model, not a curated record
AUGGUCGAUGCAAACCGCAGCAAGGCCCCUGGGGGCUCGGACGCUGGAAACCCUGCGUCAGUUCCCACGCGCGAUCCAUCUAUCCGGGACGGGAGGCUCAUGUUCUCUUCACAGAUGGAGUGCGUCAAGCGUAACAUCGGCCACCUGUGCACCAAAGAUGAGCGUCAGGCGCGAGCCAAACGCUCAAAGACAGAGCACAAGGACAAACCGGCUACCAAGACCGAUCUGCCCUCAAACGGAGAAGAUGAAGCGGAAGCAGAGGAGACAAUCCAGCUCUUGGAGCAUUUCGUCGCAGGAACUCCUCAUCCAAACGUCCCUGUCCCCGGUCUGGUCGGACCGGCGCCCUCGUCGGUGGCGCCAGACUUUCCGAAUCGGUAUUGGUUGAGCAAUGACCCCAGGCGACACGGGGAGAAACUCGCCCUGAUCCAAGAGAUUGUCGACGCGAUGCCCGAGUUGGAGACAGUCUAUGCGCUCUUUGAAGUAUUCGUCACCCGUUGCCAGGGUCCCUUGGGCAACGUGGUGCACACCCCGACCUUCUCAAAGCAAGCCGAACAGCUUGGCAAGUGCUUGAGUCUUGCCUCACCAGACUCGCGCGUCUUGGCCAUAUCGGGGACAGUCACCAUGGAGGCAUUGGGAUGUUAUCUCUUAGCGCUCGUGCUCGGUCUUGCGUUUCAUCCUACGCCCUCUGUACUAGGAUGGGCCCCUACGCCUUCGGCCAUGCGGGUGGAGGAGCUGCGAGCGUCCGAUAUACGCUCCAAGACAUGGAGAUCUCUGAGCUUGCGAUGUCUCCAGGAUGGAGUGUCUCUGUUUUGUGGGUCAAUCACCGGCCUACAGGCCGCAGUGAUGCUUUUGCUGGACGGUCAAGAAAGCUCGUUGGCGCUGGACGCCAUCUUAGUCACUGCAAUUUCUGGAGCCCGCAAACUGGGUUUGCAUCGAUUAGGUGAUUUCAAGCUGAACCCCUCUGCUUCGAGCCCAACCCCACUGGGAAAUGGGACGCCGGAACCGGUGGAGCCGCUAUAUAUUCGAACAGAAGUAGGCGUGCGCAUUUGGUGGGCACUGGUCCUGAGAGAUUGGUCGCGCGGACAAGCCCUCGGCUACUAUACCAUCCGCCCCACACACUUUAACACUCGGAUGCCGUUGCAUAUCAACGACGACGACCUCUGUCUCUCGACGUGGAGGGUGAAUGCCCAUGGAGACGUGACGGAACGACCUCGAUCCGAAUUCACCAUGAUGUCAUAUACCAUCCACGCCAUCGAACUCGGAGGCAUCGUACGCGAAUCUAUCGAUAUUUGGGGAUUGCAGACUCAGCAAUCCAAUGCAGCUGCCGAGCCUGCCAAGUGGCGCAAACAUCUCAACAACAAGUACGAAAAGUACGUGGCCGGUCUACCGUCACAUUUCCGGUUGGGUAGCAGUGUAGGACUCACCGCCGCUGGUCCAUUAGCCGCGAUUCCCGUACAGCGGUGGAUGCUGCAUCAGCAACUAUGGAGCUUUCUCCUCCGACUGCAUCGAGCUACUCUCUCGUCGCCGAUUGGUCGUGCGUCCUGUCAGCUUCUGGCCCAAAAUAUCAUCGGCACUCAGGCUCAAAUUCAGGCACGAUGUACUGUUUGUGGCUCGCUGUCCACCAGCGAGGUUCAGCUCUUCAACGCGGCCGUUGUGUUGCUUCUUGACCUAAUCUUCACCUCCGAGCAAGAGGGUGCGGAUAGUGCAAGUGCACACCUCAGCCGAUUGAUGACUCGUGACAAGAUCAGAGAGGCCAUCGAACUACUGCGAACCAAAAGCAUGACCGAAGGAUCGCGGAUUCACGAUUUACACUCCGAGCAAAUCGUAGGGUCCGCUCAGCGCAGCGUCGAUACUUUGGAAGCGUUGAUGAAACUGGAAGAGGGCGAGCCCAGUCACACCGCGGCGAAUCAGACCGAAGACCCACUGGCUGCGAAGCCCUCGCUCCGAGCUAAAGUGACUGCGAUUCUCAGUGGCCUGAGCGGCAGGGCUGACCCCGUCGGCGUAUCCGUGCAGGGGCAGCAAACCCUCUUUGACCCUUUCUCGCCGUUUGAUGUAUCAACACCAUUGGCCAAUGUCGGGGACGGGUUCCACGACUUGGACGUGCUGCCGAUUCUCUCCAAUGGCUACAGCCCAGAUUUCUACCAAUACUUUGACUUUCUCACGCCACAAUUUGAGCCUCAGCCCCAGCUCAAGGAAGCCCCCUAUACAACGCUGGGCGACCUGACUGGCCCUCUGGGUCUGGGGACCUUACAAUUUGCCAGCCCGUAUAGUAGUGUUUCUGGUACUCGUAUGACCCACACGUCGGCUUCGUCGCUCCAGAGCGAACCCAUCGGGCUGGGUGGAGACAGCGACUCCGCCACGACUCCUUCUAGUGCCGAUGCCUACGUUGCCGCGAAGUUUUACCACGCCAUGGGGGACGGGGCCUUGGCUCCCAUGUAA